GUUGUCUUCAGCUGCUUCCCUUCUCAAAUGCUUCAGGGCGAAGUCCGUCGGAUUGAAUUGUGUCUAACUAAUUUGGGUGAGAGGCCACUCUGUCACCUUCGUCUGGCCUCUAACUGGCCUGGAUUUUUCAGCCUUGGCUUUGACGAAUUUGCCUCUGAUACACUAUCUACCGCCGUAUAUCCUACCGUUAUAUGUGAUGGCUCUAUUAACUCCAAGUCUCAGCAGGUUGGUCAAAACCCUUUAUAG
Messenger RNA from Protopolystoma xenopodis, 246 nucleotides. NCBI's taxonomy places the organism in Eukaryota, Metazoa, Platyhelminthes, Monogenea, Polystomatidea, Polystomatidae. The record is from the annotation of a GenBank genome assembly.